This is a messenger RNA of Drosophila erecta, 506 nucleotides long. RefSeq lists its product as uncharacterized. The record is from RefSeq and is a predicted model, not a curated record. The transcript has a single exon. Bases 55 to 336 code for a protein of 93 amino acids. NCBI's taxonomy places the organism in Eukaryota, Metazoa, Arthropoda, Insecta, Diptera, Drosophilidae.
AAAACGAAAGAAACUGCAACCAGCUAUGCAGUUGCCUGCAGCGUACUGAACAGUAUGAAGAGCCACAUUGCUCCAUUGGUUCUCCUACUCGGAUUCAUUUGUGCGGCUCUAAUUGCUGCCCAUCCGCACGAGCUAAUUGAAGAUUCGACUGAUUCCAACUAUGAGUCCUUGGAGGAAUCUGGCAGUGGCUACAGCAGUGCCGAGGAGUUCAUGAAUGCAAUGGGCGAGCUAGUCAGACGCUGGCAGGAGUACGAUGCAGCUCACGAGAACUCAACCGACUACUACGAUGAGACCACCUUGGAUGUUAUGGAUAUUACUACCGAACCGGCGAUUUAAUUUGGAAAUUAUUAGUAUUGCUCGUAGUGCUAAGUCAGUCCUUCCUAUUGUCUGUGAAUAAACUAGUUCUUCAAUAAUAAAUAUUAAGUAAAAUAAUAGUAGUGAAAGUUGAAAGAGCCACCCAACUGUACAUCACAUCGAUGUACUUAUAUGAGUGGGUUGAAAAUCAA